GACAGCAGCAGCAGGUGGAGCCCCGCUCAGUAGCGAGCAGCACUUGGCCGGAAAGCCGCGCCGCAGCCGCCCGGCCGGGAGCUGGCCCGCUAGGCUGGAACCCACGCCGCCCCGGUCCGACCCAGUUUCCCAGGCACCGGGUUACGGAAGCCGGCGGCCGGGGGACGCGGUUGGGGCCGGGGCCGGAUGCAUCUCCGUGCGCACAGCUGCGUUGGAAGACCCCAGCCCAGGGCGCAGGGCUAACGGGACCUGGCUCGCCUCGGCCGCCACCUAAAGACUUGUGCUCCGGGACAAAGCGGCUGUGGGAUUGGGGACCUCGGAGCCCGGGCACCUGGCCGGACGCUCCUGGAGUCUGGGUGGCGCGCUCGCCUCACCUCUUCGGCUCCGGAGCGGAGCGGACAGAGAAGGCUCUUUCCAGGGGACGGACCUCCUCGUCCGGUCCUCUGUGGAGUCCUCGCACCCCAUGCCUGUUGGUCUCAAGAGCCUCUCUAGUUGACACAGGUCUGCAGGUGUUCUCUACUGGUUAGAUUUCUUCCUCGGCGAGGGGAACAGUUGCUGCCAGACAUUCUGUGCCCGUGGGCACUCCACGUCCUGGGUCUCCUGUCCUGCCCGAGUCUUGCCGGCUUCGCUGACCCUCAACUCUGUCUCUGCUUGUUGUGUGUGCUCCUAGCGGUUGGUUUUUCCGGGAUCGUGAGGACGAGCCGUCUUUCUGGCCCCCGUUUGGGAGGGCGCUGGUCUCCAGGGAGCGGCUUUGUGUGUGGUGGGAUCGGGGUCCUCAGCCAUGGCCUUCACCUUCGCUGCUUUUUGCUACAUGCUGUCCCUGGUGCUCUGCGCUGCGCUCAUCUUCUUCGCUAUCUGGCACAUAAUCGCCUUUGAUGAGUUGAGGACGGACUUUAAGAGUCCCAUAGACCAGUGCAACCCUGUCCACGCGAGGGAGCGGCUGAGGAACAUCGAACGCAUCUGCUUCCUUCUGAGAAAGCUGGUGCUGCCAGAGUACUCUAUCCACAGCCUCUUCUGCAUCAUGUUCCUGUGUGCUCAGGAGUGGCUCACCCUGGGGCUGAACGUUCCGCUGCUUUUCUAUCACUUCUGGAGGUAUUUCCACUGUCCAGCAGACAGCUCAGAACUGGCCUACGACCCACCAGUUGUCAUGAACGCGGACACCUUGAGCUACUGUCAGAAGGAGGCCUGGUGUAAAUUAGCCUUCUACCUCCUCUCCUUCUUCUACUACCUGUACUGCAUGAUCUACACCUUAGUGAGCUCCUAACUCCUGCUGAUGGAGAGGCUCCGGCUGGGAACCCCUGCAGCUGUGGCUGGGAAAGGACCAGAUGGGGAUGAUGGAGACACCCAGCUUGGCAGAGACUGAUGGGAAGGAGCUGGAGUCACACAGCAGACAGGGUCAUGUGACCCAUGGGUGUCCGUUGUUGCUGUGUGUGUUGCUGCCUUUGCUGUUCACAUCCCACAUGGAUUGCAGAGCCCCUCUGAGCAUCGGGGGUGCCAGCUUGUAGCUGAUGAAACACUCAACCUCUGGAGAUGCGGUUGUUGCUUUUUUCCUCCACUUCACUGAGCAUCAGUACCUUGCAAGUACCUUGCCAGUUCACAUGGAGUGCCUGCCUGGAUGGCGGGAAUGAGGCCAGAAGCUAGAAGGUACCAGUCAAGGGACAGAAUGACUCAGGGCCAAGGCCAGAUCUUCAGAGAUGAUUGAGACCCUCAAGGAUACCACGGGCUGCCCAAGACUCUUGUUCUAUUUUUUCCAGAGCUAUGGCCUCAUGCUUUGCUCACUGCAAGGCCAGUGGGGUCUGCCCUGAGCCCACUGUCACGUCAUUUUUAGGCCCUGUUUAUGUCCAAGAGCCUGAGCAGUGACUUCCUGAGCUGGGUGUGGGACAGCACAUUGGCAGCAAGCUUUGCCCAAUGUGAACUGGGGAGGGGAGUGUGAGAAAAUGGAGUCUUUAAAUGUUUGCAACAUGUCCCAGGUGUGAGUUCUUCACCAUCCCAAGAUGUGUCCUGCCACGGCACCAAAAAUCCAUCAGAGUCAUGACAUGCCAAUCAGCUGGCUGGCAUGAGCCAAAGCCUAAAAUAACAAACAAACCUCCAAGCAGUUUGAAGUCCAGAAGCAGAGAGCUGCUGUGUACAAGGGUAUGGACAGCCAGGAAGUGAGACACCGUAAUUAUCACUUCAGUUGAUGCUGCACAGCCUUUGUGCUGCUCAGUUCAACGUGGGGACAUCUGCUUAUUUGAAUUUUCCACUUGGCUUUUGCUCCUUUUUUUGGGUGGGAGUUGUACGAGGGGGUGUAAAUAGUGACAAGGCUGUGAUUUUUAUGAUGCUUAAAUUGGGCACAAUGAUUUCGACCUGAUUCCCCAAACCUCCUUGCUUUUCUACUGUUACACACACACACACACACACACACACACACACACACACGCUAUUUAUAUGUGCUCCCAUCUGAAUCCUGUGACUCAGGUUUUUGAAUGGUGUUUGUGUAACACAUUGUGUGCUAUGUUUAAAAUGCAGCAACAACUUCAACGACUCA
Messenger RNA from Peromyscus californicus insignis, 2527 nucleotides. It is a transcript of the gene Cnih3, whose product is annotated as cornichon family AMPA receptor auxiliary protein 3. The record is from RefSeq and is a predicted model, not a curated record. Gene Ontology annotation, cellular component: synapse; dendrite. Gene Ontology annotation, biological process: regulation of AMPA receptor activity; vesicle-mediated transport. Lineage: Eukaryota; Metazoa; Chordata; Mammalia; Rodentia; Cricetidae. The transcript has 6 exons. The coding region runs from base 782 to 1264 and encodes 160 amino acids.